AUCUCUGACACUGGGAACAACCCAGUUAUGUUUUGUGAUUGUUCUUACUUCCCAGGAGACGCACGUGGAUCGCAGUGGGCUUUGGCUGUUGGAAAGGGCUGAGGCACGCAGCUCUCUGGUUCUCUUUGUUUUGCACGAUCCUUUGCCUAGGAAGAGAAGUCAGAGUGGGUCUGGAUCAUGCUGGCCAGCCAGGUGCAGGGAGUCCUCCUCUCGGGUGUGUGUCCCUGGUUGUGUAUAUUCAUAUCUUUCUUUGAAGGCUGUGCCAGCUGUGCGUCCGAGGAGAGGCUCUUUCACAAACUGUUCUCCCGUUACAACCAGUUCAUCAGGCCCGUGGAGAACGUUUCAGACCCGGUCACCGUGUACUUCGAAGUGGCCAUCACACAGCUGGCCGACGUGGAUGAAGUAAACCAGAUAUUGGAAACAAAUUUGUGGCUGCGUCAUAUCUGGAAUGAUUAUAAAUUGCGCUGGGAUCCAAUGGAAUAUGACGGCAUUGAGACUCUUCGUGUUCCAGCGGAUAAGAUCUGGAAGCCUGACAUUGUUCUCUAUAACAACGCUGUAGGCGACUUUCAAGUCGAAGGCAAGACCAAAGCCCUGCUGAAAUACAACGGCACCAUAACCUGGACUCCACCCGCCAUUUUUAAGAGUUCCUGUCCUAUGGAUAUCACCUUUUUCCCUUUCGAUCAUCAAAAUUGUUCCAUGAAAUUUGGUUCCUGGACUUAUGACAAAGCUGAAAUUGACCUUCUGAUCAUUGGCUCUAAAGUGGACAUGAAUGACUUCUGGGAGAACAGUGAGUGGGAAAUUGUCGAUGCUUCUGGCUAUAAGCACGACAUAAAAUACAACUGUUGUGAGGAGAUAUACACAGACAUCACCUACUCAUUUUACAUCAGAAGGCUGCCGAUGUUUUACACCAUUAAUCUCAUCAUCCCCUGUCUCUUCAUUUCAUUUCUAACUGUGUUGGUUUUUUACCUUCCUUCAGACUGUGGUGAAAAAGUGACCCUUUGCAUUUCAGUUCUGCUUUCUCUGACUGUGUUUUUGCUGGUCAUUACUGAAACCAUUCCAUCCACGUCUCUCGUGAUCCCCCUGGUGGGCGAGUACCUGCUGUUCACCAUGAUCUUUGUCACCCUGUCCAUUGUGGUGACUGUGUUUGUGUUGAACAUUCACUACCGCACCCCAACAACACACACCAUGCCCAAGUGGGUGAAGACCAUUUUCCUCCAGCUGUUGCCCCAGAUCCUGAUGAUGAAGAGGCCUCUGGACAAGACGAGGGAGGCAGGUUCUGAUAAAAACCCCCAAGGUGCUUCUAGUAGACCUGCCAAAGUCAAGUUUGCUGACCCUGAAGAGCCUGAACUUCCUAAGAAAUGCUGCCAUUGUCACAAAUCAAGUGAGCACGCCACCAGCAAGGGACUAGGUCAUCAGCCUUUACAAUGGGUGGCCGAAAACUCAGAGCACUUGCCUGAAGUUGAAGAUGUGAUUGACAGUGUUCAAUUCAUAGCAGAAAACAUGAAGAACCAAAAUGAAACUAAGGAGGUGGAAGACGACUGGAAGUACGUGGCCAUGGUGGUGGACAGAGUGUUCCUCUGGGUGUUCAUCAUCGUCUGUGUCUUUGGGACUGCUGGGCUGUUUCUGCAGCCACUACUUGGGAACACAGGAAAAUCUUAAGAUGCAGUUAAGUUUUAUCUUCGGAAACUUACCAACACUGUAUUUGUUCUGUAUUCCCUCCUCCAUGGAAAGGGACAUAAAACGUCCCACCCAGGUCCUCCAUCUGCUGAAACUGGUGACUCGGUGGCAAAUAGGGACUUUAUUGGAAUUCAGGAGUCGGAGCACCUCCCGUGAAGCCCUAGGCAGUGUGCGAGGUGUCUGAGCCCUGGGGCUUGGAGCUGGCGGCCCCGCAGGGGAGGUGCCAGGUCAGGCUUCCCUUGUCUGCACAUGUCUGGCUCCUAGGGACAACAGUGACCCGUAAGACGGCUAAGCUGUGUCACUGACAUCAAGCCACCCUAGGACGAGGGCCUGCUGCACUUGCAGUCCGGGCUGUUUCUUAGCACAGUGACAGGGAGCCAGGGGACCCUGGGGCUCGGCCCUCACCACUCUCACAAAUGAUCACAUCCUCACCUGUGCAUGUCUCUGUGAUGCAGUCACCCGAUACAUUAGUCGGUUUUACAGAACACUGCAGUGCCUGCCACAGCACGCUGUCUAAUUAACACUCAUCCAUCAAGAAGCUCGAGUGGCUCCCAGCGCUGUGCUAGGUUGGGCAAGGGUAACAGAAAUAGGUUCUUCCCCCAAGCACCUACAGCGUUUUAGGAAAGGCCGGAAAUCCAAAGAUCUGGAUCUGCAGGACCAGGAACCACGUGGGACGUGUCACUGGAGCCACCCAAAUGGGAGAACAUCGUGUGGCAUGGCCACGCAAACUGGAAGCCACCGGUGUUGUGGGCUGACUAAAGUUCUUCUAGUCUUUUAUCCUCACAGUUUCCACCUGUCGUUGUCCUGAGUCUGAAAAUAAAGUUCUUUCCUCUAGAAGAAAUUACAGCAUUGUGCCUGGUGGAGCAGUUCCUUUGCUAAAGAGAAGAAGAACACGAGGAAUUCUGUUUAAUUCCGCUCUGGUUAUCUUCUAUCUAGUGUAUGAACAUCACCAUAACAAAUUUUAAAGAUGUAUUUGAAA
This is a messenger RNA of Tupaia belangeri chinensis (Chinese tree shrew), 2656 nucleotides long. RefSeq names its product cholinergic receptor nicotinic alpha 6 subunit (gene CHRNA6). Gene Ontology annotation, biological process: monoatomic ion transmembrane transport. The transcript has 6 exons. Gene Ontology annotation, molecular function: transmembrane signaling receptor activity; acetylcholine-gated monoatomic cation-selective channel activity. Lineage: Eukaryota; Metazoa; Chordata; Mammalia; Scandentia; Tupaiidae. Bases 178 to 1659 code for a protein of 493 amino acids. Gene Ontology annotation, cellular component: postsynaptic membrane. The record is from RefSeq and is a predicted model, not a curated record.